CCUCGCCUUCCCGAGAGCACUUCCGGGUCAAGCCGCUCCAGCGGGAAGAGGCUUGGUACCACUCGGGUUGGUCUUCGCUCACGUUUUAAUACUGAAGACUUCAAAUUACAUUUUGGAUCUACCACUUUUUUGGAAAACUUCAGUACCAAGCAAUAAAUCACCCACUGUACUCUUGUUAUAGCAUAGAACCUUUUGAGCUCUACAAAUCUAAGCAAGAUUAGCUCUCAUUUUCCCAUGAAGCCACAUUGUUACUUAUUCACUUUAGUGUUGAGUAUUACUAUGCCGGCUGCGUUUGUUUUGGAAGAUGUAAGCUUCAAUCAAAUGGACCCACUGGAAGCAAAUCAUAGUUCUUUCAAUGAAUCAUUUCCACCAAGCUUUGAACUCUCAGCAGGCUCCCCCCACUCAGGUGAUGAAAUCAUCAUAGCCAAAGAGGGAGCUAGUGUUUCCAUCGAGUGUCUUCUCACAGUCGACCACUAUCAAGAUGUCCAUUGGUACAACUCAAAAGGACAGCAGCUGGAUGACAGAGGCAGAGGUGGAAAAUGGUUGGUUUCUGAUAACUUCCUGAAUAUCACCAACGUAGCCUUUGAUGACCGUGGGCUCUAUACAUGUUUCGUCACCUCUCCAGUCCGUGCCUCCUAUUCUGUCACCCUGCGUGUCAUCUUCACCUCGGGAGACAUGAGUGUCUACUACAUGAUCGUCUGCCUGAUUGCCUUUGCAAUCACUCUCAUCUUGAAUGUCACACGGCUCUGCAUGAUGAGCAGCCAUCUCCGUAAGACCGAAAAGGCCAUCAACGAAUUCUUCAGAACCGAAGGGGCGGAGAAACUUCAGAAGGCCUUUGAGAUUGCCAAACGCAUCCCCAUCAUCACCUCGGCCAAGACUCUGGAGCUCGCCAAGGUCACACAAUUUAAGACCAUGGAGUUUGCUCGUUACAUAGAAGAACUGGCACGAAGCGUCCCUCUCCCACCCCUUAUUCUAAACUGCAGGGCCUUUGUUGAGGAGAUGUUUGAGGCUGUGCGAAUGGAUGACCCUGAUGACAUGGGAGAAAGAAUUAAAGAGAGACCUGCCUUGAACGAUCAAGGUGCCAUCUACAUCAUUAACCCCGAGAUGGGGCGGAGUAAUUCACCAGGAGGAGAUUCGGAUGAUGGUUCUCUGAGUGAACAAGGCCAGGAGAUAGCAGUUCAGGUUUCUGUUCACCUUCAGUCAGAGACCAAAAGUAUUGGAACAGAUUCUCAAGACAGCAGUCAUUUCAGCCCGCCUGAUGAUAUGGGAUCAGCUGACUCGAACUCUAACUGCAGAGAUGCGGCAUAUGAAUACUGCCAGCUCUGAGCUCCCCAGCACCCAUAAAAACGCUCUCAGAAUAGGAACCUGUUUCACACAGGAAAUAACAUUUUUACCAAAAGAUGACGGGUUUCCCCCUUGUUCUAAUUAAGCACAUCAGAACGUGCAUUAUUGUGAAAAUCUUUGUAAAAAUGCAGCAUUUUUCCUAUCUGAUGUUUCUCAGUAAGUUUUCCUCAAGCUCGAGUAGAUGAUACACAUUACGAUUGAAAGGAGGCUGAGAGGUGAACAUAAUGAGGAAAGGACUGCGCUAAGAGUUCCACAGCCCUGGUCGGUUUGGCUCAGCGGUUAGCAUGUCAGCCUGCGGUCCAGAGAGGCCCGGGUUCGGUUCCCGCUAAGGGCGUGUAUCUCGG
This is a messenger RNA of Molossus molossus (Pallas's mastiff bat), 1688 nucleotides long. RefSeq names its product microfibril associated protein 3 (gene MFAP3). NCBI's taxonomy places the organism in Eukaryota, Metazoa, Chordata, Mammalia, Chiroptera, Molossidae. Bases 235 to 1326 code for a protein of 363 amino acids. The record is from RefSeq and is a predicted model, not a curated record. The transcript has 3 exons.